CACAUGUAUAUACAUAUAGCUUCGUACGUGUUUCGUGUGGUAGAGGAUGUUCUCAUUUUAAGACUAAAAUUCUCGUACUGGCCACAUAGUGGUGUUACUGGUUUAACAUCCACCUGUGAGAGUUAAAUCAUAGAACGCUUAUUUUUUUUUUGUGUAACUUUUACAUACAUCUAGUCGGUCUGUCAUUCUCAAAUUUUCUACUUUAGUCACGUGCCUUAUUGCCCCAAUCAUUCUACUUCGAUCCUCGCUCAAUCAGCUGCGAACGCAAUAAAUGCUAGAAGCGCAAAAAAGAACCAAGCGUGCGCAUUCGCAUCACUUAUCAAUAAUCAGAGUCAUGCAAGAAGUAGGGAGAAAAAAGAGAGAUGCCUCUCGUGUGCGCUGUGCCGGAUUGCAAAAGUGGCUCUAACUGUCGCAAAAAGUAUUCGUUAUUUAAAACACCCAAAAAUCUGGAAUUAAGAAAGAAAUGGGAAAAGGCCAUUCCUGGAGUAACAGAACUAAAACAACGGCAAUUGAUAUGUGAAAAACAUUUUAAAGAUAAAUAUAUAAUGAAAAAGUUCGUUCAAAGAGAUUAUUGUGGCAACAUCAUUUCUGAGAUAAUGCGCCGACCUUAUUUACGAAAGGGCGCGGUGCCAACAAUUUUCAGUAAUUUAAAUGCAUCUUCAAUUAUUGAAGAAAAAGAACAUAAAUUACCUUCGAGUUCAAGUAUAAACGCUCUUGAGGAAGAACUAUAUCCCAGAGUUAGUAAUGAAAUUGUAGUAAGUAUUAGCGAUACUGAUUUAAUGAAAAUCAGUAGCAAGGAUGAUUCAGAAAUGUUAGUUGAUGAAAAAUAUGUGAAUGAUGAAUUCACACAUGAUAAGGACAGCUUAAUUCUAAUUAUAAAUUCUAAUGAUGGACAUUUCAUAGAACAUAAUUAUGCAUUAAAUAAUUUUUCAAAAACAGUUGAUAAUGCUUGCACAGAUUCUAUUGCAAACACAAAUGCCUUAACUGAUCCUUCGAAUGUUUCUAUAGAAUAUGCUAGUGAAGUUGCUAUCGAUAAUACUAAAAUGGAAGUUCCAAAAGGUUGGGGUGUUUCUGAGAAAGUUAAAAGAUUUACAAGAUAUUUAUUAUUUACACAUACAGUUACACAAAUAAAAAAUAACGUUGACGUUCAAAUGCUAGAGAAAUACAUAAUUCUGAAUUGCUCUGAUGGCACCGCGCGUUACUUCGUACGCGAAAAAGAAAUUAAUAAUAAAAAUAUACCGCAAUUUAAUUUAAAAAUUAUUAAUACAAGAAUGUUAGUAGAUGCAAUGACAAAGUUUGAGAAAAUGCAUAUUUGUGAAGGACUGGGUUCGAUAGAUUCAAACUUACUUCGACAAAAUGAUUUGUGUGAGAACAUAUCGAACUGCUGGCGUCAUAGUAAAUGUGUUUUAUUAACAAAAUACAAAAACUGUGAUUAUUGCAAGAAAUUAAAAAGAAUAAUUAUGCAAAGACGUAUAGAUCAUUGAAAAUAGGUAUUACGUAAUCAUCAUUGAAAUGGUUAAAUAAUUGGAAGUAAGGCGAAAUAGAUAACAAAAUAAAAGAUGAUGAAUUUUUAACUUGGACAUUUUUGACUUGCUCACAAUUUAUGACUUUCUCUUAAGUUUACAAUAAAUCUGUGCAUCUAAUUUAGAGUGGAAUGUAGGUAAAAGCCUACUGAAGAAGAAAUAUAAGUUUUUAUUAGAAAGUUAUAGUUCACUCAUAUCAGUAAAAAAUAAUAUUGAACCUUGUAAUGUACAGAAAUUUGUCGGUAUUAUACGCCAAGCUGCCGGUUACAAUGAUCACCAUUGUUGCUCAGCUUUUCUUUCCUUUUAUGAAACAUUGUCAGUUUAUCAUAUUUUGCAAUUAUAUGAAGCAACAAUUAUAUGAAGAAUGAAGAAGAAACAUAAAAAAUCCUGACAACUACUAAAGUCUUGAGAAGUUUACAUGACUUCUUACUCAGCAAAAUUAUUAUUAAAAAAGAAAAACUCGAUAUACACAGUUAUCAGUUAUACUAUAUAGAUAAUGCAAUUCUAGCGACUGAUCAUGCCUAUUUUAAAAUAGAGAUUGUUGAUUGUAUAAUUUAUUCUACAAUAGGUUUUUUGUCCUACAUAUCUUUUCUCACAAUUGCAUAGAUAAUAUUUUAUUAAAGGUAAGAAAGAUUUAUUUUUAUAACAGAAAUUUUUCUUAUAUCUUUAAACAGCCAUUGUAAUGCGAUAUUUAAUAAAAUAUAUGAUAAAUAA
Molecule: messenger RNA, 2237 nt
Organism: Bombus terrestris (buff-tailed bumblebee)
Lineage: Eukaryota; Metazoa; Arthropoda; Insecta; Hymenoptera; Apidae
Exons: 9
Coding region: 363-1484 (373 amino acids)
Source: RefSeq, a predicted model, not a curated record